Messenger RNA from Esox lucius (northern pike), 2047 nucleotides. It is a transcript of the gene ubb, whose product is annotated as ubiquitin B. Gene Ontology annotation, cellular component: nucleus; cytoplasm. The transcript is spliced from 2 exons. Gene Ontology annotation, biological process: protein ubiquitination; modification-dependent protein catabolic process. Bases 120 to 1949 code for a protein of 609 amino acids. Gene Ontology annotation, molecular function: ubiquitin protein ligase binding; protein tag activity. The record is from RefSeq and is a predicted model, not a curated record. Lineage: Eukaryota; Metazoa; Chordata; Actinopteri; Esociformes; Esocidae.
GUGUUUUCUUAGUAUAAAAGACAGUAUCCUCGCGCCCUCCUGGCACAAACGUGAACGGAGAAGACAAAACACCCCAAGUACACAGAAGAAUAAUUUCCUUCGAGAACAAUCGUUAAAAGAUGCAGAUCUUCGUGAAGACCCUCACAGGCAAGACCAUCACCCUCGAGGUCGAGCCAAGCGACACCAUUGAGAAUGUGAAGGCCAAGAUCCAGGACAAGGAGGGCAUCCCCCCAGACCAGCAGCGUCUGAUCUUUGCCGGCAAGCAGCUGGAAGAUGGCCGCACCCUUUCCGACUACAACAUCCAGAAAGAAUCCACCCUUCAUCUGGUGCUCCGACUCAGGGGCGGCAUGCAGAUCUUCGUGAAGACCCUCACAGGCAAGACCAUCACCCUCGAGGUCGAGCCAAGCGACACCAUUGAGAAUGUGAAGGCCAAGAUCCAGGACAAGGAGGGCAUCCCCCCAGACCAGCAGCGUCUGAUCUUUGCCGGCAAGCAGCUGGAAGAUGGCCGCACCCUUUCCGACUACAACAUCCAGAAAGAGUCCACCCUUCAUCUGGUGCUCCGACUCAGGGGCGGCAUGCAGAUCUUCGUGAAGACCCUCACAGGCAAGACCAUCACCCUCGAGGUCGAGCCAAGCGACACCAUUGAGAAUGUGAAGGCCAAGAUCCAGGACAAGGAGGGCAUCCCCCCAGACCAGCAGCGUCUGAUCUUUGCCGGCAAGCAGCUGGAAGAUGGCCGCACCCUUUCCGACUACAACAUCCAGAAAGAAUCCACCCUUCAUCUGGUGCUCCGACUCAGGGGCGGCAUGCAGAUCUUCGUGAAGACCCUCACAGGCAAGACCAUCACCCUCGAGGUCGAGCCAAGCGACACCAUUGAGAAUGUGAAGGCCAAGAUCCAGGACAAGGAGGGCAUCCCCCCAGACCAGCAGCGUCUGAUCUUUGCCGGCAAGCAGCUGGAAGAUGGCCGCACCCUUUCCGACUACAACAUCCAGAAAGAGUCCACCCUUCAUCUGGUGCUCCGACUCAGGGGCGGCAUGCAGAUCUUCGUGAAGACCCUCACAGGCAAGACCAUCACCCUCGAGGUCGAGCCAAGCGACACCAUUGAGAAUGUGAAGGCCAAGAUCCAGGACAAGGAGGGCAUCCCCCCAGACCAGCAGCGUCUGAUCUUUGCCGGCAAGCAGCUGGAAGAUGGCCGCACCCUUUCCGACUACAACAUCCAGAAAGAGUCCACCCUUCAUCUGGUGCUCCGACUCAGGGGCGGCAUGCAGAUCUUCGUGAAGACCCUCACAGGCAAGACCAUCACCCUCGAGGUCGAGCCAAGCGACACCAUUGAGAAUGUGAAGGCCAAGAUCCAGGACAAGGAGGGCAUCCCCCCAGACCAGCAGCGUCUGAUCUUUGCCGGCAAGCAGCUGGAAGAUGGCCGCACCCUUUCCGACUACAACAUCCAGAAAGAGUCCACCCUUCAUCUGGUGCUCCGACUCAGGGGCGGCAUGCAGAUCUUCGUGAAGACCCUCACAGGCAAGACCAUCACCCUCGAGGUCGAGCCAAGCGACACCAUUGAGAAUGUGAAGGCCAAGAUCCAGGACAAGGAGGGCAUCCCCCCAGACCAGCAGCGUCUGAUCUUUGCCGGCAAGCAGCUGGAAGAUGGCCGCACCCUUUCCGACUACAACAUCCAGAAAGAAUCCACCCUUCAUCUGGUGCUCCGACUCAGGGGCGGCAUGCAGAUCUUCGUGAAGACCCUCACAGGCAAGACCAUCACCCUCGAGGUCGAGCCAAGCGACACCAUUGAGAAUGUGAAGGCCAAGAUCCAGGACAAGGAGGGCAUCCCCCCAGACCAGCAGCGUCUGAUCUUUGCCGGCAAGCAGCUGGAAGAUGGCCGCACCCUUUCCGACUACAACAUCCAGAAAGAGUCCACCCUUCAUCUGGUGCUCCGACUCAGGGGUGGCAUGUAAAUGUUUCUUGUUUCUGACCAAUAUUUUCAGUUACAUUACUGUUCUGACUAGUACUUUUUUUUUAAAUUAAUGAAUGCAAGAAUAAAGGUAUGAAUGUA